CGUACACACAUAAGCAGAAGUGGAAAUAUGGUGGAUGGGGUUUGUAUGAGUAAAAGAUAUAACCGAGUUCACUAAAAACGAGUUCAGGCUGGGCAACGACGUUUUACCGCGGAAAAGAAAACCUCGUCGAGUGAGGGAGAAGCUGCUGCAAGAGGGGAAACCCUGUAACACUGGAGCCAUCAUGGUGGGCGAGAGGCGUAAUGGGAACCUGCUGGUCCAGCUGGGUUCAAAACAACAGGCUUACCCAGAGGAGCUGAUUCGUCAGAGACGCACCCAUGAUGGUCAGACAGAAUACCUGAUCCGCUGGAGCCUGCAGGCUGUGGAUGAUGGCACAAGUUCAGGCAGCAGUGGUAAUGAGGGUAGCAGUAGUGGUCACUCGGGUGUGGGAAGCUCCAGCGGCUGCACUUCAGGCGAGAGUAAGACGGAGAACAUCCUUAUGUGGAUGUCCACAGAGGAUGUGUAUGCCAACUGCCCCACGCUGCUGGGUAAGCGGCCACUGCAGGAAGAGAAGGCAAGACCGAGUGGCCAGUUUCACUCAGACGUCACCUUUAACGAGGUGGACCUCUGUGACAUGAAAGAAGACGUCAAGAACCUAGUUGAUCGUGCGCGAAAGCAAAUGGCCAAGAACAACGAUUUUGCCAUCAGUCUCACGCACACCAUUCAUGUGCUGAGUGCCUACGCAAGCAUCGGCUCCUUGGUUGGAGUUUUUAAGGAGACCGGUGCACUAGAUCUACUCAUGGAGCUGUUGGGCAACAAAGAGCAGCAAACCCGCCGCAGUGCUGGCAAGAUGCUCCGCGCUUUGGCCUCCCAUGAUGCAGGAAGUCGUGCUUAUGUACUGCUGUCACUUAGCCAGCAAGAUGGAAUUGAGCAGCACAUGGACUUUGACAAUCGCUACACCCUGCUGGAGCUGUUUGCAGAAACCACCUCUUCAGAGGAGCAUGGCAUUUCUUUUGAAGGAAUCCACCUGCCACAGAUCCCAGGCAAACUUCUGUUCUCUCUGGUGAAACGCUACCUGUGUGUGACCUCGCUAAUGGACAAGCUCAACACCACAGGAGGAGAGAUAAGCUCGGAGCGACAGGAGUCCAGUCCCUCAUCGUCCUCCUCCUCGCCCUCAGCAGCUCAUCAGUCCGAGCAUUCGCGGCUGCAACGGGAGUUCGAGUUCACCAUGGCCAUGGCAAACCUCAUUUCCGAGCUAGUGCGAGUGAUGGGCUGGGACCGCAACCGCCAGCCACCUGCUCUUCUCUCAGCGGCUGCAGAAGGAAGGAAUGCAGAGACGCAGAGGCGUACUGUGCGCUCCAUCUUCCAACCCCGCUCCUCAGCUUCUCCCAUCAUAGCUGCCUCAGCGACAGUGAUGACACCUCCGGCCAAGAAGAAGACGAAUGGUUUUAAGAGCCGCACCGAUUUUGCGACACGUUCUGCCUAUGUGGAGUACAUCCAGGAUAACCUGAAGAGCGGCAUGCAUGUGCGCAUGCUGGAGGACUAUGAGGAGGUCAAUGCCGGUGAUGAGGGAGAGUUUCGUUACAGCAAUGAUGGAUCACCGCCCGUUCAGGUAUACUGGAACUCAAUCUCCAGAACCUACUGGGUGCAUUGGCAUAUGAUUGAGAUUCUGAGUAGUGGGAGCAGUGAACAGGCUGAGAAAGAAACUCAGGAAAAGGCUUCUUCUCUUACAGAGACACUGAAACUCACCGCAGUGAGUCAAAUGUUCUCUCUGAAACCACCUGGUGGGUUAUAUUCGCUACCAUAUUUAAUGGACGGCCCACAGGAUGAUGCAAACACCCUUACCCGCGCUGAGUGGUGGGAGGUGCUCUUCUUUAUUAAGAAGCUGGAACCAAAGCAACAACAGGAGGUCAACAACAUCCUUCAACAGAGCCUUGAUGAACAGAUGGUGGAGGUGGACGAUGCCACUCUAAUUCAGCUGUCAGUGUCUGGCGAGUUGGCCCGUAAGAUCUUGCACUACCUAAAAGAGACACUGCAGGCCUCCUGUCUGUGCGAUCUACUCUGUUCACAUGCUUUUACCAAAUACUACCUGCGACGUGGCAGAGCCAGCCUAAAAGACGAGGAGCUGUUCAACGAGAGCUCCCACAGUUCCUCUGGAUAUGGCAGUCAGGAAGCCUCGUCGUGUUCUACAGUGACACCUAAAGCUUCCACCUCUUCAGACUCAUCAAUGAUAAAUGGUUGUGCUUCUAAGAAAGCCAAAAAAGAAAUUCCUGCGGAAACUAACAUCUCUAGCAGUGACACGGAAAGUGAGCUACCAACGGAAGAUGAAACUAAGUAUCCUGAAGACCUGCAGGAAAAGAUGAAAGUGUUCAGUAACCCAAAGGUGCAAGGUAAGGAUACGUUUCUGGAUAAAAUCGGGGAGGUUGUGGACAUCAUGAAUAAGAGCAGCUCUGAUGCUGGCCUGCAGCUAGCUGGCAUGAAGUAUAUCUGUAAGCUCCUGGAUGAAGAGGGUCCACAGGAGCGGAGCACACUUCGAUCUGAUUCUGCUCAGAGUAAUCGGGACAAGGUCUUAAAAAUGCUGGUAGAGAUGAUUGGAAGCCAGACAAAGCAAAAUGCCAUUGUUGCACUGCGGCUUACGCGCAGCCUCAUGCUCACAUAUGAAUGGCGGGUUUCUUUCGCGACAGAGGGAGGAGUGAAGGCUAUUCUGUCCUGCAUGCAGGAGUAUUCCACUUGCACACGGGUGCAGCAAAUAGCAUUAACAACGUUAAAGGUCAUCACCGGUGCCAGUAAGCAUGACCUGCGCAGUGUGGGAAGCUGUUUGCCCCUCUCUGAAUCUGGUACUCAGAUGAUGCUAGAGAUCUUUGCCAGCAUUGGUUCAGCAACACCUGAAGGUUCAAAGGGGCUUCUUGGGGCUAUUCCCUCAGCUAUUGAUCUCAUGCUUAACACUCCUGGCUGUGGUCAAUAUGUACGAAAUGGACUGUUGGUCACAAUCAUGCUGAUCUCCAAUCACAAGAGCCUAGCAGAGCAACUGGUGGCCUGUGAAAUCACCACUGUACUUAACAAGUGCCUCUCUCCCCAGUGCCCAGAGACCAUGCUGGCUAUAAUUGGUCUUGGGCUCAUCACCAAUGUUCAUAAACUGGAAAAGAAAGAGUCUAAAGAGGAGCUUGGCUUCAAGCACAAAGAGCUGAAGAUGUUAGUUGUAGGUCUGAAGGAGAUGAGUACUACCAAAGAUGUUAUCCAGACCCUGGAACAACUGCUGUGUGAUGACAUUCCUGAACUGGAGGAGGAAAAGAAUGAGGUGAUGCACAGCUGUGACACCUUUCAGGAUCUGGUACGCCUAAUGGAUCAGCACAGAUUGGAUCGCGCUGUGCAAAUUUCUCUUCUCAGAAUCUUGAACAAAUUUUUGGACAGCUAUCAGGAGGAUUUGCUGCCAUUACAUGAGAGUAUUGAACCUUGCCUGUCCUCUAUGAUAGCCUGUAUUAAUGACAGAGAGGCAGUUCAGCAGUUUAUCCGUUAUCUUUAUCGACUGGCUUCUCUAAAUAAAGACUAUGCUGUAGUUAUGUGUCGUCUUGGCACUAAGGAGGCCCUUGUUAAAGCUUUGGAUAAGCACAGCACCAACCUGCUUCUGGUCACAGAGCUACGGGAUCUUAUUAAUGAUUGUGAAAAGUAUGCCAGCCUUUACAAGAAGAUGACCACCAGUGUGUUGGCUGGAUGCAUACAGAUGGUCCUGGGCCAAAUUGAGGAGCAUCGCCGCAACCAUCAACCCAUUAACAUCCCAUUCUUUGAUGUGUUCUUGCGCAACUUGUGCCAAGGUUCUAGUGUUGAACUGAAAGAGGAUAAAUGCUGGGAGAAGGUAGAGGUCUCCUCUAACCAUCAUCGAGCUAAUAAGUUAACUGACAAGAACCCAAAAACAUAUUGGGAAUCAAAUGGUUGCACAGGUUCUCAUUUUAUCAAUAUCUCCAUGCACAAGGGGGUUGUCAUUAGGCAGAUGGCAGUGCUGGUAGCCAGUGAAGACUCAAGUUACAUGCCGGCUCGUAUUGUAGUACUGGGAGGAGAUGAGUCCACCAACCUAAAUUCUGAGCUUAACACUGUUAAUGUGCCACCAUCUUCCAAUCGUGUUGUACUACUUGAAAACAUGACUCGCUUCUGGCCCAUCAUUCAGAUCAGGAUCAAGAGGUGCCAACAGGGUGGUAUUGAUACCAGAGUACAUGGCUUUGAAAUUCUGGGGCCUAAGCCUACCUUCUGGCCAGUAUUCAAGGAGCAACUGUGCUGCCGGACCUACCUUUUCUACACAACUAAGGCUCACACCUGGUGUCAAGAGAUCAUAAGGGACAGAAACCAACUGCUGCAGCUUUUUAAUAAGUUGAACAGUGCUUUGCGUCAUGAGCAGUUGUUUGCCGAUCGUUUCCUGCCUGAUGCUGAAGCUGCAGAAGCACUUGGCAACACCUGUUGGGAGGCCCUUAUCACACCUAUUGUAGAGAGCAUCACUAUUUCUGAGAACAAUGUACAGAGCCCUCUAGCCUGGCUGCUGAAUGAGUAUUUGGAAAAUUCCCAAUCCUUGAAAGGCUUUAAGAGCAAGUCUGCCGUUUUCAACUCCCGUGUACGUCGACUCUCCCACUUGCUUGUUCAUGUGGACACCAGCCGAUCAGAUACAGAAGAACUCAAGCCUCCUGUCAAGUCUAAAGGUAUCAACAGAAGCAAAGAUGUAAAAAAUGGUAAAGAGGGAAAGAACAAGGAGACGUCUGCAGUGACUUCUUCUUCCUCCUCAUCUAGUGCCAAGCCCAAAGUAAAGAACACCAGCAGCAUAGCUGGCAUUGCACUGUGCUGGCAGGGGAUUGUCCAACAACAAGUCAAGAAGUUUCUUGAUGCAACAUACACUCUGCCGGACUUUGUGGAGCGCUAUAAAAACAUGUACCUGCGUCUAAAGAAUGCCAUGGAGGAGCUUUUUGGCCAGCAGACUGCCUUUGUGCUGGCACUACGUCAGGGAUUUUCAGCUGCAUUGCUGCAGCUCUCCAUCCUUACAGCCAUGCAUGUGAGUGAAAGAUUUGCUCGGUACAUAGACCGCAUGAUCCAGGAGAGUGGAGUGGACUCUAGAAAUGUGGAGACCCUAAACAAGCUGCAGCAGUUCCUAGAACCCAUGCUUUUUCUUUCUGGACUGGAGUUGGCCAACACUUUCGAGCACUUCUACAGGUUCUAUCUGGGGGAUCGUCUGCUGAGCCAGGGCAAAGUGUGGCUGGAAAGUGCAGUGAUUGAGCAGAUUGGUACUUGUUUCCCAGAACGUUUUCCUCAGCAGAUGCUAAGUAACCUAAGUGAGUCUGAUGAGCUGCAGCAAGAAUUUCACCUUUAUCGGCUGCAGCAACUGGACAAACAACUGCAGGAUAUUAGUGAAGAGAUGAUGGAAGAGCAGCAGCCUGAGUCAGAGGAACAGAGUGAGGUAAAGGUGCUGGUUUUAUCACCUCGUUGUUGGGCCAUCUCUGCUCCCUGCAACCUUGAGAACCCCAGGAGAUAUUUCCCCCAGCAUCUCUGCAAUUACCUAAGUGACUUUACCAACUUCUAUUCCAACAGUCAAUACAUGUUCAGAUUAAGCAACAGUAAGCCUCGACGGCUGCAGUGGACUUGGCUUGGUCAUGCAGAAAUGCAUUAUGGCUCCUGCGUGCUCUUUGUUUCCACACUGCAGAUGUACAUCCUGCUUCAGUUUAAUGAAAAAGAGAAUGUAAGUGUGGAAGAUCUGCAGCAGGCAACUGGCCUGUCUUCAACUGUACUGACCGAUGCUCUAACACCUAUGACUUCAGAGAGGGGCGUUCUUACUCAUGUAGGUUUUAAUCAGGAUUCUGUACAGAGUGAGCACCUAACUGGGGUUCUAAAGUUAAAGCAAGAAUCACUGGCACAGAACAGUUACUACUGCUUGCUACCCAAGCAGACCUACCUGAAUGUGGAUGAGGAUGCAGCCAUUAUCCUGGAGAGAAAACGAAACUACCUGUAUUGCCUCAUCGUUCAGAUCAUGAAGAACGAGAAAGAGAUGCAUAUCGACAACCUAGUGUUCAAGGUUUUGGACACAUGUCAAAAGCAGGAGGCCGCUCGCACUUCCAGCUCGUUUCCCUUCAGCUGCAGCACCACAGAUGUGCUCUCCUGCAUAAUGCAAAUCAUUAACAAGGGCUACAUCCGCCGCAACGAGGACAAUCCCCACAUUGUAGAGUUUUUGCUGGAGGACCCCUCUACUCCUCAGAAAAGCCAGGCGCACUUCUUCAGCAGGCUGGGCCUGAGCAAGGGCUCAAACAGCAGCAGCAAGGCCGACACCAGCGUGAAAGGUCUUAUAGCCCCACAGCAGCCGGAGGAUGGGGUGUUUGAGACUGUUCUCUUCUCGAUGGGUCGCACUAUGGCCCAGGAGGAGGUGAAGCAGCUGAUGCAGCAUACCGUCCAGCAGGUAGCCGACACGCUUAGUCUGGAUGUGGACUGGGCCAAGCACCUGCUCAUGCACUGCAAGUGGAACAUAGACAUGUUGAUCCAGCGCUACACAGACGAUCCAGAUGCACUGGUCCUGGCUGCUGGCCUCAAGAUCCGCAAUCCUCAACCUCCUCCCAGUCCCAUGAGUCCUUGUCCAGUGUGUUUCAUGCCUCAGUCUGGGAAUAGCGAGUCCCAGCCUAAGAUGCUUAGCUGCAUGCACUACUGCUGCAAGUCAUGCUGGCAGAAGUACCUAACUGCAAGAAUUGAACAGAACCUAGUCAUGAACUGCAACUGUCCAAUCACUGACUGUCGUGCACAGCCCACUUCCAAGUUCUUCUACGAAGUCAUAACUGACAAGGAUACCCUUUCAAAGUAUGAGAACGCUCUCCUGCGUGGCUACGUGGAGUGCUGCUCCAACCUGACCUGGUGCACCAAUCCUCAGGGCUGUGACCAAAUUCUUUGCAAGGAAAAUAUUGGCAGCAUGGGCACCUGCUCCAAGUGCUACUGGUCCUCCUGCUUUAGCUGUAACUUUCCUGAGGCUCAUUAUCCAGCCAGCUGCAGUCACAUGUCUCAGUGGAUGGAUGACGGAGGCUUCUAUGAGGGAAUGAGCAUGGAGGCCCAGAGUAAACAUCUUGCCAAACUCAUCUCAAAGCGCUGCCCAAGCUGCCAGGCACAGAUCGAGAAAAAUGAGGGAUGCCUUCAUAUGACCUGUGCCAAAUGUAACCAUGGGUUUUGCUGGAGGUGUCUGAAGCCAUGGAAACCCACUCAUAAAGAUUAUUACAACUGUUCAGCCAUGGUGAGUAAAGCUGCAAGACAAGAAAAGAAGUUUCAGGACUAUAAUGAGAGAUGUACUUUUCAUAAUCAGGCCAAGGAUUUUGCCAUCAGUCUGGAAAAUAAGGUGUCUUCUAUCAAUGAAGCUUUGCAAAUGAAAUCUCUGACAUUCGUUAUUGACGCCUGCAAGAUUCUUGCUCAAGCACGCAAGGUGUUGGCCUACUCGUGUGUAUACAGCUAUUACAACCAGGAUACAGAGAAGAUGGACGUCAUGGAACAACAGACAGAAGCACUGGACCUUCACACCAAUGCCCUGCAGAUCUUGCUUGAAGAGACACUGCUGCAGUGCACAGACCUGGCAUCCUGUGUACGACUGCUGAAGCCAGAACAUCUUAACACUGGCCUGGAGCUUAUACGCCGUAUCCAGGAGCGCCUGGUGGCUAUCCUACAGCACUCCACUCAAGAUUUUCGGGUAGGAUAUCAGUCCAAACCUGGGCCAGGCCAUGAUUCUGCACAAGCAACAAACAUUGCCAACAACACCAAAACAAACAAAGAGUCCAAGUCAGACAGAGGCUCGGAGACUGGAGACUCUGACAACAACAAUAACUACACUGAAGAUGCAGGUGAUGAGGCAGAAGAGGAUGAUUACGAUGACGAUUACGUCCCUGAAUGGCAUGAGGACUACGAUGAAGAAGAAAUAGACGAGGACGAUUUCUUCUCUGAUGAUGAUGAAUCUGAGAACCUAGACAGGGGUUUUGGUCCUUUUGAUUAAGUAAACGACACAUAUACUGUGGUUAGAAAUAAAAUAAAUAAAACAUGUGUAGAUCAGUGCAUCAGUUUCAGUCCUGGAGGCUGCGGUUUGCUGCAGAGAUCAGUGUUCCUUUUUUAUUUAACAUGCGAAAUUGGCUGCUGAAUCGGGUGUGUAACAGAAACCCCAGGACUGAAGUUUGGAAACACUAGUCUACAUGAAAGUUAACAUUCUAUGUGUUGGAGGAUGAAUAAGCACUUAAAGUAAAAAGGAAAUCUUUCAUUUUUGUAUUUAAUCUUUUUUUGAUAUAUGUUAGCUCUGACUAUAUCAAACAGUUUUGGUUUUGCACCUUAGCUUGUGCUUUAUUGAGUAGAAAUGGUUAAUUCACUCAUGCUUAAUAAUUUUAUUUUACGCACACCUUCAGAGCACAUAAAGUAAUUAAAUGCAAAGGAUUAUCUUUGAGCAUUUAGGCAAAUACUGAUAAAGGACCACAGUGCUCUAUUGCUGCAAACAUGAGCAGAAUUGUAUUGAUUUGCAGUGAUAAAAAGUGGCUUAUUACCAAGUACUAAAAAACCUAUUUUCCAUUACAAACUCAACUUGAAUUUAUCCUAAUAAAAUUAAAACAUUUGCCUUGG
This is a messenger RNA of Trichomycterus rosablanca, 8535 nucleotides long. RefSeq names its product cullin-9 (gene cul9). The transcript is spliced from 42 exons. The coding region runs from base 182 to 7924 and encodes 2580 amino acids. Gene Ontology annotation, molecular function: zinc ion binding. The record is from RefSeq and is a predicted model, not a curated record. NCBI's taxonomy places the organism in Eukaryota, Metazoa, Chordata, Actinopteri, Siluriformes, Trichomycteridae.